GCGUGUCAUCACACACAAUCGUAAACAGAGCAGUUGUCAUUUGGUAAAAAAAGAGAAAAACCCUUGACAAAAAGAAGAAAUAGAAAGUAGAUCUGGUCAACGAAACGUUUUUCAAGUUUUUAUUUAUAAAUUUUCAAUUAAAUCAAUUAAAAUGGCGCCACAACAAAAGGGCAAGCAAGGCACAAAAGGAGCCAAACAGAUAGUGGAAGAAAACAAGGGUACCUUAAGUUUUUAUCGUAAUAUGGCCUUAGGAAGUGCAGCCGCCUCACUGUUAGUCAAUUUUAUAUUCUUUGAAGUGGGCAAGGUGACAGUGAUUAUGAGUAUUUUGGCUUUGUUAACCUUGGGGGCUGCCUAUCAGUUUAUGGCUUUUAUGUCUAAACCUAAAUUUUCUGAAACAGGUGCUUUAGUGGAUUCUGGCAAUGAUUUGAAUAUGGAAGGUGGUAUUGCGGAAAAUGUCAAGGACUUGAUUAUUUUAACGUCGGGCACCAUGUUGUUGGUACUAAUCUCCAAUUACUUUUGGUAUUUAUUAUUAUUGGCACCUCUCAGAGCUUUAUGGAUGCUUUGGGGUAGUGUGAUUAAACCUUGGUUAGAUCAAAAGAAUGAACAAGAAGAACCCGAAAUCAAUGAGAAAAAACAACGUAAAAUGGAGCGUAAAAUGCGUCGCAUGAGAUGAAAACUUUAUGCAUAUUAGUUUUAUUUAAUAAACUAGUUUAGAAAUUACAAUUGCUUAAGACGCCAAUAUAAUUUUGUUUUAUAAAAUGAAAACGAGUCAAAAGGGAAAGGACGAAAGAAGGCUUUUUAUGUAAAAUAUUCCUACACAUACCUGCAUACUUAAAACUUAAGCUAACAUCUAAGUCACCAGCUAUCAAGUCAUCGAAUAUGAUGCAAGGAUUUUGGUUUUUAUUAUUAAUUUUUUAUUUUAUGUUGUACAAUUCAUAUUUUUUUAGAGAUUUUUAAAUUUUUAAACAAAAAUAAACCAAGAAUAUGUAUUUUAAACUUAAAAUACAAGCAAAAAAUUAUAAACAAAACAUU
Molecule: messenger RNA, 1032 nt
Organism: Lucilia cuprina (Australian sheep blowfly)
Lineage: Eukaryota; Metazoa; Arthropoda; Insecta; Diptera; Calliphoridae
Product: transmembrane protein 208
Exons: 4
Coding region: 152-673 (173 amino acids)
Biological process (GO): vacuolar protein processing
Cellular component (GO): intracellular membrane-bounded organelle
Source: RefSeq, a predicted model, not a curated record